AUGGCCUCCCAGCAGCCGUGCGUCCCCUGCUCCCCGGAAUCCCCGGGCGAAGACAGGAAGGUAGUGUCCCAGCUGCGUAGCGUGCAGCUGUCCUCGGUCCCCUCCAGCGACCUCGAGCAACUGUUCCACAAACUGCCUGGUGUGGCUCUGAUGAGGGCCUAUGGCCGCUUCAAGCUGUCGACGUUGGAGGCACGCCAGGACCGGCUGCUGGCUCCCUAUGACCCCCUGGAGGUCAGCAAGGCCUCACCACCACCCAAGGAGCACCCGAAGCCUGAGAAGAAGUUCUGGGGCGACCAGGAAACCCUCUCCAAGAUCCCGUUUAAAGUUCUGAGGGGACAUGAGGACCUUGUGAGCUCCUGUAACUUCUGUGUGGAUGACACAAAGCUCCUCAGUGGCUCCUAUGACUGCUCUCUGAAGUUGUGGGAUGCUGUGGAUGGCUUGGUCAUUCGAGAUUUUGAGCAUGGGCCCAAAGCUCCUGUUUUAGAGUGCAGCGUGACGGCUGACAGCAGAAGAAUUAUCACAGCAUCCUAUGACAAAGCGGUGAGGGCUUGGGACCUUGAGACAGGCAAGCUGCUGUGGAAGAUCAAUCAUGAAACCUUCAUAGCCUCCUGUAAGCUUUCUCCUGAUGGCAAAUACGUGGUCUCAGCCUUGGAUGUGGACCGUGCGAUCUGUAUAACAGAUGCAGAAAAUGCCACCACUGUGUCACACAUCAAAAAUCAUCAUAGCCGGUCUCUCACAGCAUGCUGCUUUGACCCCAAUAGCCAGAGGGUGGCUUCCGUCUCACUGGACAAAAGCAUCAAGAUCUGGGAUAUUACAUCCCAGACCACGCUGCUCACCAUCACCAAGGCGCAUUCCAGUGCAAUCUCAAACUGCUGCUUUACCUCCAGUGGCCAUUUCCUGUGUACAAGCUCUUGGGAUAAAACCUUAAAAAUAUGGAAUGUCCAUACAGGGGAGUUUCGGAACAGUGGCGCCUGUGUGACUCUGAUGAAGGGUCAUGAAGGUUCUGUGAGCUCCUGCCAGUUUUCCAGAGACACCUCUUUUCUCGUGUCUGGAGGGUUCGACAGGACUGUGGCUAUCUGGGAUGUAGGAGAAGGCUACCAGAAGCUCUCCUUGAAGGGCCAUAGUGACUGGGUGACAGACGUUGCCAUUAGCAACAACAAGAAAUGGGUCCUGUCUGCUUCAAAGGACAAAACCAUGAGACUAUGGAAUAUUGAAGAAAUUGACCAAAUUCCUUUGGUAAUCGAGUACAAAAAGGCCCUGGGCUUAAAGGUGAAACAGUGUGAAGUAUGUGACAGGCCUUUCUCCAUCUACGAAAGUGACAUCUUUUCUGAAACAGUCACCAAAUGUGUGUUCUGCCGGAUGGAUGCAAAAGACUCGUCCACAGAGGCCUCCUCAUCGUCAGGAGGAGAAGACUCACCGUCACGGGAGUACAGCCUGGGCACAGAUGACGGAUGGCCAUUGGGCCUGUUGACUGACUUGAGCACAGGAGGCCGGAGGCGCCCCCAGGGCGGGAAGGCCGCCGACCCCGAGCGCGGCCCCGGAGCGCCGCCGCAUCCCGGGCCGAGGACGCCGGUGCGACGGCUGCGCUGCGCGCUCACCGCGGAGCCACCGCGGGGUGUGCGCCCCGACAGGACACUCGGGGCUCGGCCUCGCCGGACGGCCUGA
Molecule: messenger RNA, 1665 nt
Organism: Ailuropoda melanoleuca (giant panda)
Lineage: Eukaryota; Metazoa; Chordata; Mammalia; Carnivora; Ursidae
Gene: WDR88
Product: WD repeat domain 88
Exons: 12
Coding region: 1-1665 (554 amino acids)
Molecular function (GO): protein binding
Source: RefSeq, a predicted model, not a curated record